CCAACAAAGUCUGGAAACGGAGCUUCCCCAACCAAGCAGAAGAAAAAGUGAGGCAAUGAUGAUGCUCCUUCUCGUAAGGAAGAACUAUGAGCUCUCAAACAAAGUCAGGAAGUAGAGUUUCUCCAACGAAGUCUGGGAAUAACAUUUCUCUAGUGAAGUCUAGAAAUGAAGCUUCUCUAGUGUUCAAGAAUAGCACUUCUCCAGCAAAGUUUGGAAAUAGAGCUUCUUUGGCGAAAUUCAAGAAUAGAGCAUCCCUAGCCAAGCUAGAAAGAGUGCGGUGGCAACGAUGCUCCCAAGAUAAUGAUUACAGAACCACCAAAAUGAAUGAAUGGGCGUUGAGCAACUCGAUGUCUCCAGCAGAGUCUGAGAGUGAACCUUCUUCAGCAAAGCCAAAAGAGCUAGAUGGAGAUAAGGUCUCCAGACGAUGAUUUUGCAACCAUAAGAAAAGAAACAAAUAGGUGAGUGAGAUUGUUGCUAAAAUAGCUUGGAUGGAAAAUGUAAAUAUCAACUUGUACAACAAAAUAGACAUAUCUAAAUGCAAUAUAUUGUAGAAUAGAAGAAAUGAAUUGUAGAUGUGUCA
Molecule: messenger RNA, 580 nt
Organism: Rubroshorea leprosula
Lineage: Eukaryota; Viridiplantae; Streptophyta; Magnoliopsida; Malvales; Dipterocarpaceae
Source: the annotation of a GenBank genome assembly